AUGCGCGUAUUGAAGGCCAGCUCCAUCCAGCGCCACAACGUUAAAGGCAUCUCAAUAGCGGGCUUCGAUGUCAUCCGUGUCCUUGGUAAAGGCAGCUUCGGUGUGGUACGUCUUGUGACCGAGAGGGCUAGCAAGGCCACCAAUGCCCAAAAUGGUGAAAGCGACAGCGAUAGCAGCAAAGACUCCGCUUCGACCACCUGCAUCAACAAUCUGGACGGCACCGCGAAGUGCAACAUUGCGGCUGGGAAGUCACUCUCGGACGUUUUCGCCAUGAAAGUCAUCCGCAAGUCCGAGAUGCUGCGCGCUUGUCAAGAAGGCCACUUGCGAGCCGAGCGCGACUUCUUGGUUGCUGCAGAGGGAUCGCGAUGGGUGGUGCCUCUCAUUGCCAGCUUCCAAGACAACACCAAUCUCUACCUUGUCAUGGAGUACAUGAUCGGCGGCGAUUUCUUGGGCUUGCUUUUGCGAGAGGAUGCGCACAAGAUGAAGUGGAUACAUCGUGACGUUAAGCCUGACAACUUCCUCAUCAGCGCUUCUGGUCAUCUCAAGAUCUCUGAUUUUGGCCUGGCGUUCGAUGGUCACUGGGCACACAGUCAGUCUUAUUAUUACAAUCAGCGGUACAGCUUGCUCGACACGCUUGGGAUCACGGUUCUUGGCGACGAGCAAGACGUUGUCGAAGAUAUGGCGCCAAAGUCGACAGUGGAGGACACAGAUUGCGAAGGCCGUACUGUCCACAAAGCGAGGCUUCGAGUAGACACCGACGAAGUUGCGAAGCGAGAAGGCUUACUGAACUACCGUAACCGCACCGAACGCCGCAAGCUAGCAAAGAGUAUGGUAGGUACGAGCCAGUACAUGGCACCCGAAGUCAUCAUGGGCCAGUCGUACGAUGGCCGCUGUGACUGGUGGAGUGUUGGCAUCAUACUGUACGAAUGCCUGUACGGAAGAACCCCAUUCUACUGCGAGAACAGGCAGAAGACGAAAGAAGCGAUUGUUGCACAUCGUUCUAACCUCCACUUUCCGGACCACGAGCGAUGGGCGAGACCGAUGUCCGAGUCGCGACGUCUGCUGCCACCGCCGAGCGAGACUGUGGUCGACUUGCUGCAAGGCAUACUCACGGACAAAGCGGUCCGACUCAGCUCAAGGCAGUACCGUCACAGUGAAACUCGGCUUGGCAGGAGACUCUCCGCUGCGUCAAGCACUACCAGUCCACUAGCCCGCCAUGUCUAUGCGAACGGCGCCGAAGAGAUCAAGUCGCACAGAUUCUUCCACGGCAUUCCUUGGUCGCACAUGCACCUGACGCCGCCACCAUUCGUGCCGCGGGUGCGAGAGAACCAGUCCAUCACCAAGUACUUCGAGGACGAAAAGGACAUUAUUAUGACCGACGACGCGUCAAGCUAUCUCAGCAUCCGGGAGCAGCACUUAGGCGCCGAUUACGAGAAGUGGAAGAUCAAUCGCAUCUUGCAGGUCGCAGAGGAGCAGUUGGAGCAAGGUCUCGAGGCUCGACCUCUGCAUCGAAGUAGGAGGGAGAAGAAGCGGGCGCGCGAUAAACUGCUGCGGGAUCCGACUGUGGGUAAGAAGGUGUUGGAGAUCCGGAAGAAGAAUGCUUUCUUUGGGUACACUUACCGCAGACCUAAGCCAUUGGUUCUGGAGAGGAAUGAUAGGAGUGUAAGGAGUGCGUACGCAAGGCCAUCGAUUUUGCCGGUUGAGGCUUAUGUCUCGGCUUAA
Messenger RNA from Baudoinia panamericana UAMH 10762, 1722 nucleotides. RefSeq lists its product as uncharacterized. Gene Ontology annotation, molecular function: protein serine/threonine kinase activity; ATP binding. Gene Ontology annotation, biological process: peptidyl-serine phosphorylation; intracellular signal transduction. NCBI's taxonomy places the organism in Eukaryota, Fungi, Ascomycota, Dothideomycetes, Mycosphaerellales, Teratosphaeriaceae. The transcript is spliced from 3 exons. The record is from RefSeq and is a predicted model, not a curated record. The coding region runs from base 1 to 1722 and encodes 573 amino acids.